UCCCGGACGGCAAAGGUGUUGCGCUUAGCACUGUUAAGUCAUUUUUAGAAUGGUUAAAAAAAGCAGAGGAGGAACAGAAUGAAGAGGACGUUAGCGCAACACUGACGACAAAUGUUGCAUAAAUAAAUUUAGUGGCUUGAGGAAUUGGAGCGUAAUGUUAGAAGUAUACUUAAAAAACUUACACCUCAAAAGUUUAAAACUUUGGUUGCUAAAAUGUUGGAAUUAAACAUAGAUAAUGAAAAGAAAUUACAAUCAGCUGUAGAUUUGAUAUUUGAAUUUGCUGUCAGUGUACCUCUCUACGUCGUUGCCUAUGCCAACAUGUGCAGAGUUCUUACAGAUAAUUUCAAAUUUUCUGCUACAAAUACAGCCGAAAAAACGUCGACAAGUACAGUUACGUUUAGAAAGGUUUUACUAAAUAAAUGUAAAAUGGAAUUUGAAAAAGGGAGUUCAGAUGAAAAAUUGUUGGAGGAAGAUAGGCUUAAAAAGUUUGAAACAGAAGAAGAGAAAAAGGCAUGGGAAGAAGAACUUAAUUAUAGAGAAAUGAUGAACAGAAGAAGAAUGCUUGGAAAUAUCCGUUUCAUAGGUGGACUAUUUAAAUUAAAGAUGAUUUCGGAAAAUAUCAUGCAUGAUUGUAUUUUAAAACUGCUGCGAGCCAAAAAGCAAGACUCUUUAGAAGACCAACUGGAAUGCUUAUGCAAACUUUUGUCAACAAUAGGAAAAGACCUCGAUCAUGCAAAAGCUAAGCCAAGAAUGGACCAGUACUUUGUUCAAAUUAACAAAAUAAUAGAGAAAAAGAAAAUAUCCUCUCGCAUAAAAUUUGCCCUGCAAGAUGUAAUGGAUCUCAGAGUGAGAGAUUGGGUGCCAAGACGCGAUGAAGGAAACCCCAAAACCAUUGAUCAAAUUCAUAGGGAGGCUAUACAGAAGGAGAAAAAAGAGGAAAUGGCUCGUCAGCAAGACAAAUUGCAACGAAAACUAGAACCAAGAGGCGGGAGAGGUGGACGAGAUAGUCCAAAUGUACGAUCAGGUGGCCCAAGUAGUGAUGGGUGGACAAAUGUUGCUGGUAAAUCAAAUCGUAGUACAACACCAAUUGUUGCUAGUAAAUUUAAAUUGACAAAGAAAGUUACAGAUUCAAAUGAGAUUUCGCUUGGACCAGGUGGUGGUAAACCUGGAGCAUGGUCAAGAAAAGUUUGUGUUAAUGUGCCAUCACGCAGAAGAACUUCAACAAGUGGUUGUGAGCGAAUGAGCAAUGACGAUGGCAGUAGUUCUGCUUUACAACCAGUUAAAUAUAUGACUGGUCCAUCUGAAGAUACAUACAGUGCACCUUCGUCAGGUGCUCAGACUCUGGUUGAAAAAUCUCAAUCGCCAGUUGCAUUGAUUACAGAAGAAAAGAUGAGAAAAACUACUAAAUCAACUGUGGAAGAAUAUUUGAGUUGUGGAGAUGUAAAGGAAGCUCUGUUGUGUAUAAAAAAAUUGAGUUGUCCGUCAAUGCAUCAUGUAUUUGUUGAAGAGAGCAUUUGCGUUGUCCUUGAGAAAAAAACCGAACAUCGUCGUCUUGUAGGCACGUUGCUGCAUUAUUUUAUUAAGGAGCAGUUAUUUAGCACAGAAGAUAUGUGUCAAGGGUUUGCGUCCGUGGUUAAACUAGCACAAGAUUUGGCAUGCGAUGUGCCUUUUAUAUACAAAUAUUUUGGUGAAGUUCUCGGACCGGUCGUCUAUGAUGGAACCCUACCUUUAAAGAAAGUAAAAGACACGCUAGAACCACUCGUUCAACAAAGUAAAGCAGAACUUGUAGUGGAUGAAACGUUGUCUGUGGCUGUGGAACUUGCUGGGAUCUGCCACGAGUGUUGUUUGAAGAUCUGUAUCAUGUGGAAGUGAUCUGUUAAAAAGCCUAUUACGAUUGGGAGAAGAGUAAAGAUUUUCCAGGCAGCAGAGGAGUUACGCUUAGCUGUCUGUCUGUCUGUCUGUCUGUCUGUCUGUCUGUCUGUCUGUCUGUCUGUCUGUCUGUCUGUCUGUCUGUCUGUCUGUCUGUCUGUCUGUCUGUCUGUCUGUCUGUCUGUCACGCAAAAUGGUAGCAUAGCUGCGCAAGUAGCGAGACGCACGCGAUGCGGUAUAAAAAGGACGGGCGAACCCGUGGAUUUUUCCACGGGAUACCGACUAGUUAUUGCAAUUACUUUAUGCCCCACUCCCUUUAUAUAAAUUUUAUGUGAAACAGUUUUCAAUGUGUUUUUGUACGUGUCCUCGUGCCGUGUUAUUUAUUGUGUCUGUUUCGUGGAAUAUUUCAGCGUUUUGGUCGACAGACAGAAAAAACAAAAAAAUAUCAUGCUACAUAAUUGUCUAACCAAACGUGAUACUUUUUUGUAAAAUAAUUUAUGUGGAAGAGUAGUGGAUCGGUUAUUUAAGCGAUCUGCUUGAAAGCCUUUUUUGCGAUACUGCGCAUUUGUAGAUUUUGGUAACGUAUAAAUAAAAAUUAAAUUUAACCGUUUAGAUUCAAGCGGGAAGUCUCCAUUAUUGUAUUUCAAAUAUAGAUUAUAUUGUAUUUUUUAUGAGAAAAUACAGAAAGUAUGGUUUGGCCAACAA
Messenger RNA from Hydractinia symbiolongicarpus, 2574 nucleotides. Its product is annotated as eukaryotic translation initiation factor 4 gamma 3-like. The transcript has 12 exons. Gene Ontology annotation, molecular function: mRNA binding; translation initiation factor activity; protein binding. Gene Ontology annotation, cellular component: eukaryotic translation initiation factor 4F complex. Lineage: Eukaryota; Metazoa; Cnidaria; Hydrozoa; Anthoathecata; Hydractiniidae. The record is from RefSeq and is a predicted model, not a curated record. Bases 214 to 1872 code for a protein of 552 amino acids.